Molecule: messenger RNA, 390 nt
Organism: Hemisphaericaspora subhashii
Lineage: Eukaryota; Fungi; Ascomycota; Pichiomycetes; Serinales; Debaryomycetaceae
Exons: 1
Coding region: 1-390 (129 amino acids)
Biological process (GO): mitochondrial respiratory chain complex II assembly; succinate metabolic process
Cellular component (GO): mitochondrion; mitochondrial intermembrane space
Source: RefSeq, a predicted model, not a curated record
AUGCGUCCAAGUAUUGUUAGACUAGUAAGAGCUCGUCGUCCUGAAAGAAAAACAUCGCCAUUACUUCCUCCAUUAGUAUUAUAUCGUCAUAUAUUAAGAGCACAUAAGAAAUUCUUAUCUCCAGAAUUACGUUAUUUAGGUGAUCCAUAUGUUAGAGAUGAAUUUAGAGCACAUCAGAAGAUAGACAACCCUUUGCAUAUUGUAGCAUUCUUAACUGAAUGGCAAGAUUAUCUAAUGAAACUUGAUCGAGGUGAAUGGAAAGAAGGAAGUUUGACAAAAGAGGAUUUAUCAAAGAUGUCAGAGGAGCAAGUUAAUCAACUUUAUGAAUUAAUGCAAGCGACUAAGAAAGCAAGACAGUUAGAUGCCGAAGAAGAACAAGAACAACAAUAA